AAAAGCAGAUAUCGAUAUAUCGAGUUCAAGUAUCUAUAUUUCCAGAUUCAAGAGCAAAUCAAUAGGAAUGUUGUCUUAAGCUUUAGAUAUGAGCAACUAAAAACCCCCGAACUAAGGCUGUCAUUGAUAAAGCCGUUGGUCUCAUAUAUUGUUGAAUUAAGCAGUACUCAAUCACUCAAAACUGCCUUUAGCAACCACUUGGCAACAACGCCCGGCAUAUCUUCGUUUGAAACGCCACUUUUUGGACCUAUCGGAUUCCCAUCAUUUCCGGCUAAUGAGCUUAUGACCUCAAGACUUUCUCCGUGUGUGAUAUACGUUCUCUUGCUCUUGAGGUAUGAGUAUAUGAUUCAGUCCGAAAACCACCUAAUAAUGUAUGAUCUUCUAAUUACAAAAUCAACCAUAUGUGAAUUCUUGGCUAUAAGAAUUCUACGAGAAUAUAAUUCGAACGAAAGAAUUAAUCUUCUAUUUAUAAACCCAAUGGCACAUCACGAAGAGCAUGUCCAACUCAAGCACACGAAACAUCUAGAUAGUUUCAAUACCUUGGAACUCUCGAUCCUAUCUAAGUCAAAAAAGUUUUUGGUGCAGCCUGUCAUAAUAGGUAUUCUAGACCGUAUCUACAAUGGCGAGCUCAUAAUGAAAGACAAGAACGCGACAAAGCUGAACAAUUUGCUACGGAAGCCUGUCUCAUCAUCCUCAACAGAUCGUGCCUUCGAAGAAUCUUUUUUAUUACCAAAGAAGGGAUCUGAGCAUGAUUUUGAAAAUGGCCAACCUGAAGACGAAUCUCCAGUGUUAGUGAGUGGUGACGUUUACGAAGGAAGUAUCGUCAAUUACAAGUUCAAUCAAAUCACCAUCAAGAAAGUAUUUGUUCGGUCGAAUGUUGUACCAAAAUACCAGUCCUUGGUCAUAAAUUUAAAGUAUGAGUUCUUGACGAUCCUCUUUUUGAUUCUUGUGUUCAGACAUAAGUAUAGACAAUCUUCAGGGUACUUGGGAACCUUGUUUUGGGUCGUAGCUUUGAGUUUCAAUUUCGAUGUGAUUAUUAAGUUGCUUCACAUCGAAUUCAAAUACUUGAAGAAAGUCAUCUGGACAUACAUUGACAUUUUGAUCGUUACACUUAUUGACGUAUCUUUUUUCAUGAGACUUUUACUUGGUUUUGGAAAGAUUCACUCUCAAACAUACUUCAACUGUUUCAGUUUGAUCUCUAUUUUGUUGUUUCCCAGGAUGCUCUCGGUUUUCAACAACUACGAAUUCUUCAACAUGAUAAUUGUUUCUUUAAAGAAAAUGACAUGGAAUGUCAUCGCAUUAUCAUGUUUAUUCACUUCUUUGAUCUUUGGCUUUUUUUUGUGUUUCAUCAGCUUGACAAUUGAUAUGUCAACAUAUGAGGUGGCAUUUGCAAUGGUGAAGUUGUUUUUUGGGUUUACUCCUGCAGUAUGGGACAAUUGGGAAAGGUUCGACAACUUGGGAAGAGUUUUGCAGUUGUCAUAUCUUUCUUUAAUUCAAUUUGUGUUCGCAACGAUCCUUGCUAUUGUCUUGAGUAAUGUCUUUGCCAAGGUAAGCGAGUCAAACAAAGAAGAAUUUGAAUACUUGAAAACCACAAACCUAAUCAUUUAUUUGAAAUGGGCUAGUUUCAAGCUGUUCGGGGACACCGAAAGCAAGCUAACACGUGUUUUUGAUUUUUUCGUGUCCGUCUCAAAGUUUCCGAUCAUACUCAUCAUUUACUUCUACGAAAUUCUUAUCAAGGACAACAAGAGACUCUUACAGAAGCAACGGAAGGAUCUCAAACAUUUCACCUUUCUUAACCGAGAAGACGAUUUGUAUGAAGACGAAGAUGCAUUUUUGCUCGGCACUCUCACGAAUGAAGAGGAAAUCAGCUCAUUGAGGUUGUCAUCCCGAAGAGGCUCUCAGAUAGAUUCCAAAAUGACGUCUGACGCGGUCUCGCGCAAGAAAAGGGUUUCGAGAAGGCUUUGGCCGCAACAAUCCCAAGCCACAAUGGCGGGAUUUAGAAGUGGGCUGCUCGAUUCGAUGUUUAUGGAUGAUUUUUUGGGAAGGCGA
Messenger RNA from Metschnikowia bicuspidata var. bicuspidata NRRL YB-4993, 2049 nucleotides. RefSeq names its product Fgr29p (gene FGR29). NCBI's taxonomy places the organism in Eukaryota, Fungi, Ascomycota, Pichiomycetes, Serinales, Metschnikowiaceae. The transcript is spliced from 2 exons. The record is from RefSeq and is a predicted model, not a curated record. The annotation marks the transcript as partial.